UAAGCUCGGUUCUCUGCAUAUCUCUCCUUACGAAAGUUAAUGAAACUCUAUGCCCGGCAUAACCAGGUCAUCGCCAAGGCUCUGGCGCAUGAGCUGGUCGAGCGGCGUCGCGCCGAUCCAGCAGUCGGAGAGCGCUGGCGAAGCUUCUGGCAAAGCCGAGACAUCGCCGCCGACGACAGCACUUACUGCCUGCAUGCCGGCCGCAACAAGAACGACACCUGGCGGCAACGGAGACUGAACGAAACCGAGCUCGCCGACAGGGGGCGCCUUGAUGAAGUCCUGGGUUCCAGGAUAGCCUACUUGGCCUUCCAGAGAGCCCGACUCGCCGCCGCCGGGAGUGGUCGUUCGACGACGCAGCUGCUGGGAGUGAAUCUCUCGAGCAAGCAGUUCUUCUUCAUAAUGCACUGCGCGCUCGGCUGCGCCAUGGGAGGCCACCGAAGCCCGGAUGACCUCCAGCAGCGUUGCAUGGUCGUGUACCAGACGCGAAAGCGUCUCGUCGACGGGCCCUGCGGACAGCUCGCAAAGGGAAGCGGUCCGAACGAUUGCCGCUACAUAUAAACUGCUAUUAAAGGCAAUCAAGAGCUCAGCUGCACUGCCCGUGCGCUCUCGACUCGAACGAUAGAAUGCAUAACAUUUACUAACAAAACAUCCGAAAUUACUACAGCAAUUAAAACUUACAUUUAAAAAUUUUGCAGACGGUGCCAGCCCAAGCAGUUCACUCGUGUACGGAAGACACCGAAGUCUUACUACAACAAUUAAAGCAUACAUUUAAAAAAUGUGCAC
This is a messenger RNA of Dermacentor silvarum, 783 nucleotides long. RefSeq lists its product as uncharacterized. The record is from RefSeq and is a predicted model, not a curated record. The transcript has 2 exons. The coding region runs from base 40 to 558 and encodes 172 amino acids. Lineage: Eukaryota; Metazoa; Arthropoda; Arachnida; Ixodida; Ixodidae.